GCCACAGCAUAAUGUCAACGAGACAGCAAUAAAUUUCCUUAAUAUCAACUUGAACAUCAUAUAUUGAUGAUCCUCUAUCUAUUGAAAUUGGUGUCUGCAUUUUCUCAACUAGAAACAAAAGUGUCAAUGCCAACAUGGGACAGUCCAACAAACUCGACAAUGACUACGCCCAAAGCACAUACGCCAAAGUGUGCUCAGAUCAUGAUGAAAAACAAUCGAAACCUGUCGUGGCCUCAGAAGACGAAGAAAAAAAGCUCAGCUCUCUACAGAAACACGUUCAAUUCUGGGACCGCGACAAUGACGGCAUCAUCAACCCAUGGGACGUCUACAAUGGCUUCCGCGAACUCGGGUUUGGCCUUUUCUUCUCAAUAGGCUCUCUUCUCAUCCCCAUCUUCUUUUCGUAUCCAACACGGCUCGGUCAUAGUUGGCUGCCUGACCCCUUAUUCCGCAUCUACGUCAAUGACAUCCACAAGGCCAAGCAUGGCUCUGAUACAGACAUCUUCGACUUUGAUGGGAACUUCAGCCCUGAGAGAUUCGAGCAAAUGUUCCAACGGUUCGACACCUCAGGCGAUGGGGCCUUGACUGCUGAUGAUCUAUGGAGAUUAUGGGCCAAGGAUCGCUGUGCAGCAGAUCCAGCUGGUUGGACUUUUGCUUUCAUGGAGUGGUGGACAACAUAUGUGCUUCUCCAGGAAGAUGGGAUCGUAAGAAAAGACGACCUGAGAGCCUGUUAUGACGGAAGCUUGUUUUGGAGGAUUAAAGACGAAAGAGACAGAAGCAGUGAGUGCAUGUACAGAAGGAGCUUUGGCAUGAGAAACUUCUUUGCUUCGAUCUAGCAGCCCUUGAAAAGCAUAGCCUCGAUUUAUUUCACAGGUCAUCUUUUUAUUAGUUGAAGGCGUCAAGGGCACAACUUAUCCCUGAGGUUUGACUUUGCUGAAAAGUGAUGAGGCCGAGUGUUGAGUGCCGAAGUCGACAUGAAUAGUGUGUGUUGAUAUAGACCGGCUCAUUGAGUCUCGAUGUCGUAGACAGAUAGGCAUCAAUGCUGAGAGAGACUGGCGAGGAUAUCUGCGGUGGCGAUGAGCUUGUUCCGGAAGAGGGGGCUCUGCCAAAGUUAUACAAAACGCGGAGUCAAGACUGAUGCCAAGAGAACACAAGCAUCUCACAAGUCUUACCUCUUGAUACGACACUAAACACAACAGCGUAUGCUUGGAGGACAGAACGGAUAAUGACUGGCUACUCCUCACAUACCCGCAUAUCACUAACGCUUCUGUGCUGCACCAGAACAAGACGUAGAGCGUCAUUGGCAAUCAAAAAGCAAGGAAAGUCGUAAGCUGUGCUCAGCUCCCAGUGUGUGCUGUUGCAACUCAACUGUAACGGUUGAUCUGGAGUAACGACGGUCUUUAUGAAACGGCUGAUUCGAAAGUAAUAUCAGGAUUAUAACCUUCCCCCUUAUUAUUACUUCACUUAAAGCACUUGUUCUCUAAAACUUGCCGAGAACAUGGAGGUGAUAUCACGAGUUUUUGGGGGGCCAAUCACAAAGCAAGUGAGAAGAGUCUUCAAUUCUCAUACACUAACCGAUCCCAAGGGCAAAAUACUAUAGCAAGUCAUCCUUGCUCGACGACCUGUCAAUCAUUUGUGGAUUGGACCCCCAAAACGAUGACUAUCAUGUAUCAAGUACACCACGAUCGUCACCAGAGAUCCCACCAGCUCGCCCAUCAUUUAGUUUGUACGGAAUCGGGUCUCAGUUUUGCUGAGUGUUGUUAGGUAUCAGGAAGAAACAGGAGGUUUUGACCGAGUUCAUUGUCUCUAAUCAUGCAUGCCUACAUGCCUAUCCGCUGGCUCUUAACUCGCAAAUUAUACACC
This is a messenger RNA of Fusarium verticillioides 7600, 1860 nucleotides long. RefSeq lists its product as hypothetical. The record is from RefSeq and is a predicted model, not a curated record. Gene Ontology annotation, molecular function: calcium ion binding; monooxygenase activity. The transcript has a single exon. Lineage: Eukaryota; Fungi; Ascomycota; Sordariomycetes; Hypocreales; Nectriaceae. The coding region runs from base 135 to 833 and encodes 232 amino acids.